Molecule: messenger RNA, 612 nt
Organism: Opisthorchis viverrini
Lineage: Eukaryota; Metazoa; Platyhelminthes; Trematoda; Opisthorchiida; Opisthorchiidae
Exons: 4
Coding region: 1-612 (203 amino acids)
Biological process (GO): cytoplasmic microtubule organization
Cellular component (GO): nucleus; cytoplasm; microtubule plus-end
Molecular function (GO): microtubule plus-end binding
Source: RefSeq, a predicted model, not a curated record
AUGACUGAGUUCAAGCUCAAAGUCGGUACUCGAGUUGAGGUAAUGGGGAAAGACUCGAUUGGUACGGUUGCGUUUAUCGGUCCUACACAGUUCUCCACAGGCAAAUGGGUUGGUGUCGUGUUGGAUGAGCCCAAAGGAAAGAAUAAUGGAACAGUACAAGGCAAACGGUAUUUCACCUGUGAUGAAAAUUUCGGAAUUUUUGUUCGUCCAACACAAUACAAGGGCUUGGAUACUGCCAGGUUGACUGAACCUAGACAGGAGAAGUCGAGAGGCAGAGGUCGGGUUCGCACUACGAACGUUAUGCUCAAAUUACUCGAUGGGCCGAAUGAGGCGAGUUUGAUGUCCUCAUCGGUCUUGUCAGAAUCCAGCGCAAUCUCUGAUACCGGAUCAACUCAAUCAGGCCCGAAAUCCGCCAAGCCACCAAGUCGGUCUGGUUCGUCUUCGUCACUUAGUUCGGUGAACAAAGUUUCAACUCCUGCUAAGGGUAAAUCUGUCAUCAAUUUACACUUGAUACGUAUCCUGUGUUCCGUCCGAUUCUCCAUCGUUUUUUUAAAGUCCUCGAUUUGUCCAACCAGCUCAAAUUACUCGAUGGGCCGAAUGAGGCGAGUUUGA